UUUUUAUACAUUGGUUUUAAUCGAGAGGAGAAACUUGUUGCGGUCAUUGUAUUAGCCUUGCUUUUCUUUCCUUGUGUUCGAGAAUUCUCACAUCGAUCGACCGAUUGCAUUCGAAUUCGAAGAGAGAUCGGGGGUUUCAAGAAGAAAUCGGAGAGAAAGUAGCGUGGAAUCGGCCAUCGGGCGCGGAGAGCCGCGAGGAUUUUUGGUAUGGAGAUCCAGCAGUGGGAGGCGGUCUGAAGAAAUCUAGGGCAUUUGUUGGAAUCUCAGGUUCUUCGAGGAGGAGGAGGAGGAGGAGGAGAUGAAGGUGGUGGUGGGGAGCCCAGGCACUUGGAGCGGGCUGCUGCUGAGGAUCGGGCAGUGUGCCUUCGCCGGUGCUUCGAUUGGGUUCAUGGUCUCCGCUCUAGGGUUCUCCAACUACACCGCCUUCUGCUAUUUGAUUUCUUCUAUGGGACUACAAGCAUUAUGGAGCUUGGGACUUGCAUGUGUUGAUAUCUAUGCCUUAAAGAUUAAAAGAGAUCUGCAUAAUCCUAUGUUAGUAAGCUUGUUCUUGGUCGGUGACUGGGUAACAGCAAUCCUGUCACUUGCGGCGGCAUGCUCUUCAGCGGCUAUAACAGUUCUCUUUGCAAGAGAUUCAGACUUCUGCAGAAUAAUUCUUCAAUUCUCAUGUGGCAAGUUUGAAAUCUCCAUUGCAUUGGCUUUUCUUACAUGGCUGCUAAUUGCCGUAUCUUCCCUAGUGAUGUUUUGGCUCCUGGCAUCAGCUUGACGGGUCUUGUAUGAAUCUCUCUUUUUUGUGAUAUUAAUUACUGUUAAAAAAGAAACGAAAUUCACCAUAAUUUAAGAAAAUGGUGCUGAGCUUUGAGCUGCAAGUCACUUCCCAAGUUACCAGAACAUGUUUGUUGUAUACUUUACCUGUAUUAUAAAGUUCUAGCUCAUGUAAUGCUUUACAAUCUAGCCUGGCCAGCUUUUUUCUGCAUCUGCUGCGAUAGUUGAUGACAGUGCUGGCUAUGGAAGCAGGCAAAAAUGAGUUUCCUUUUUCUCUUUUCUUUUAUUUGUUAUUUUGUUUCAGUUUUUGCUGUACUAAUAGCUUCCUAUGUUAAUGAGUCAGUCAGUUU
Molecule: messenger RNA, 1112 nt
Organism: Phoenix dactylifera (date palm)
Lineage: Eukaryota; Viridiplantae; Streptophyta; Magnoliopsida; Arecales; Arecaceae
Product: CASP-like protein 5B3
Cellular component (GO): membrane
Source: RefSeq, a predicted model, not a curated record